This is a messenger RNA of Aureobasidium pullulans EXF-150, 3306 nucleotides long. RefSeq lists its product as uncharacterized. The record is from RefSeq and is a predicted model, not a curated record. The transcript has 3 exons. NCBI's taxonomy places the organism in Eukaryota, Fungi, Ascomycota, Dothideomycetes, Dothideales, Saccotheciaceae. The coding region runs from base 1 to 3306 and encodes 1101 amino acids.
AUGAAUUCCCCUCACAGCGAUGCCUAUUCUGGUUCUUCUGGAGGACCCACGCGUAUCCUUCGCGUAGUCAACGACACCUCCUUGGCUGCCACAAUCCGCGAGCAAGCCAUCGUACUGCAGGGUAGACCGGAGCAGAGAAUCUACCUUAAUAUCCCUAACACCAUCAGCGAGUCAAUCGACGAGGACGACUACUACCCGGUCAUCGAGCCCUUCCAAGUUGCUCGUGCCUCCCGUUCUACCUCAGUUGACAUCCUCGAAUCUCUUGAGGCCGAAGUCCCUGCCUCCUUCAGCUUCGGUCCCAGCCCUGAGCCUGAGACUCUUGGAGAGGAGGUAUCCAGCUUCGGCUCCAGCUCUGAGCCGGAACUCCUUGAAGAAAAGGUCAAGGCACACACAAGAGUCUACAGAGGAUUGUCGCGGUUUGCUAGCAGAAGCAGCACUAACCUAGCAGAAUUCUCUUCCGCUACCAAGGAGAAGCUCAAGGAGUUCAAGCUCUCCAAGUCGAAGAGCACCUUCAACCUGCCUGGCCUCCUUUCUUCCCCACCAUCACCUACAUGGAGCGAAUGGAGCGAUCCUCCACCUAUGCCGGCCCUUCCCUCCGCGUCAACACUCAAAUCUCUCCCGUCUCUCCCGUCUCUCCAGCCUCGCCCAUCCCUCUAUCACCCCUUGCCCGCUCCCCAAAUCAACACAUCAAGUGUAGCUGCCGAGACUGCCGAGACCAAAGCCUCGCCCGCCAACUCCAAACCAUCGACACCAGAACCAUCUUCCAGAUGGACCACGGCUCGCCGCAACUUGGCCAAGCGUCUGUCCACCGGUAAUCUCUCUCUAUCUCUGAAAGUUCGCUGCAGAAUCAAGUUUUCUAACAUGUCUUCCAGUUUUCACCACAAGCAAGCGGGUCUAAGUGGUAUCGCCCCUCGUCACACUCAUACAGAGCGCACUUCUAGCAGACACUGGGCUUCAACACAGCACCCAUCUCGCCCCAUCGCCGACACUUGUGGUAUUCCGGCUGGAGUAGGUAGAAAAGCUAUGCCCUCGUCUGAAACUUCACUUUCACCCCAAUCGCCUCGUCUCCGUGACCCCGUCACUUCUGUUGGCUCGUCUUCACCCAAAACCGUUCGUUCUCACACCUCUGAGUUUUCUGCCAGCUCACCUACACCUAAAUCGUCUCACGUUUUCACACCUGUCAAAUCCGCCGCGUCACAUAAGCCUAUCAAAUCUUCGCUGGUAAAAGUCACCCCUUCACCCACUGGUGCACGACAAUCCGCUCGUGACAGACCUUCUCGUCUCGGCGCCAUCGCUAUGAACCGCUUGCCCCCAUCUGUCCGCGACAUUCCCUCCUCUGUCGACGCCGGUCCAUCACCCAGAAAAAGCCCGCGCCCCUCUGUCCGCGACAUGUCAUCAUCAUUCGCGCCGACGUCUCCUUCCGCCCGUGUGAGGCGUCUGUCCGCCUGCAAUGCGCUUUCCACUGCUGAUAUCGCGCCUUCCCCUAUCCGCCGCGCCCCCCGCUCUGUACGCGGCGCGCUUUCGACUGCUGGUGUCGCACCUUCUUCUGUCCACCUCGCCCCUCGCUCUGCACGCGACGCACUUCCCUCUCUCGGCGCCGCACUUCCCCAAGCCCUCCCUGUUUCAUCGGAAGGAGGCAAUCCCUACCCGCGCCCCUACGGAGGAGGAUGGCGCAAUGACCCAUACCACCUCUGGGACCGAGUAAAAUACUUGGAUCCCAACAGUUCAAUCGCUUCGUGCGCUCCUCUCCUUCCCACUGUCGGCGUUGGAACCCCUGCUCCGCGACUCAAGAAAGGAAGCAGCCACAACUACUACGGUGGACGUUCCGCAGCUCAGAGAGAGAGCACCAGAGAUGUGAUCAAGACUAUGAACGCCAACCGUCAUGCUUACACGUCUACCUCUACCACUUCUUUGCAGGCACCCGACUCACCCAUAGAGCUCGACGACCUCUCACCCGACUCGCCUAUUGAGCUUGACGACCUCUCACCAGAACCUUUCGUCAGCACAGCUGUCUCUCUGUUGCAGAGAGGUAGAAAGGGCCUCAAGGUCAGACUUGUCAAGGCGCGUGAUCCGGCUGGCAACACUUACUUCUACGAGCAAGCCCACGUGCCUCGUUACACCAAGCAUUCUAUGCGCCCCUCAAAACGCUUCUUCAGCAUUCGCAACUUUUUGAGCCGCCGCCUCUAUGGCAAGCCUGGUGACGGUACCAGUCUGCUCAUGCCCAACAUCCCUCUUCCUCCUGACAUCUACAUCCCUGGUGUUGACAAACUGUCCGUAGAGAUGAUAAUAGCACAGGAGAAGGAGGCGGAAGAGAUGAAGGCCAAAGAGAAGGAGCUGAAAGACAAGGAAUCAAAAGAGAGGGAGCCGCAAGACAAAAAGGAGAAGGAGAAGGAGCAUCCGUUCGGAUCCUUGGAUUGGCUGGAUCACGAGAUUCGCUUGCGAAGACGCUUUGAAAAGAGAUACAAGGCCGAGGAAGAGGCUAGGAUCAAGGCAAAGAAGAAGGCUACCCGAUUUAGAUUUGGUAACUCCAAAGCUCCCACCAUCCGAAUGAGCCACGAUGACUACGAGUACGAUCCUCGUGGCGUCGACGCUCUUGUACCUACCUCGCCUGCUGGCUUUCCCUCCUUGACCAGAUGGCCCAAGUUCAGGUCCGGCGCCGCUCCCGCCUACAACCGCAUCCUCCGUCGCAACAAGGCCGACUGUGUCGCGAUUGCUCAGCGCGGUCAAUCCCAGCGCCAAUUCCUGGAGCAGCAACGCGAGAGGGAACAGCUCGAUAGCUCCAGAGCACAAUGGAUCGAGGAGUUCAGAGAACAAGACGAGUUGAAGAAACAGGCCGCUCUCGAAGAAGAGAAGAGGCUGGAGCGCGCUGCCAAAGCUGAGAAAAUGUUGGAAGAACAGCGUCUGAAGGAUUUGGAGCUCGACAUGCCCGAGGAGUCUUUGGACAUCACUCCUCCUCGCCUCCGUACACCCAAACGCUCGAUGAUCCAUGACUUUGAUGACCAUGAGCCUUUGAUCGCGCCCAAGAGCCCCCAGCAACGUCAAUUCGAGGCCGAUCAGGCUGCAGACGCCGCCAAAGUCGCUAUCCCUGUCACCCCGAGAACGCCCGUACACGUUCCUGUCUUGGAGGAGAUCCACGAGACUGUAGAAGAUGAUGGUGAUGGAGAGAAGGUUGAAAAGACCAACGAAGGUGAUGAAGAGGAGCUUGGAAAGACCGACGAGCAUUCUGUGGAGAUCGAGGAGACCGAAAGUGAGAAGGAGUUCAGGCAAUGUGCCGAAAACGUCGCAAAGCUCGAGAUAUACCGCUAA